Hylaeus anthracinus is the source of this 3250-nucleotide messenger RNA. Its product is annotated as probable E3 ubiquitin-protein ligase makorin-1. The transcript has 6 exons. Bases 399 to 1661 code for a protein of 420 amino acids. Gene Ontology annotation, biological process: protein polyubiquitination. The record is from RefSeq and is a predicted model, not a curated record. Gene Ontology annotation, molecular function: ubiquitin protein ligase activity; metal ion binding. NCBI's taxonomy places the organism in Eukaryota, Metazoa, Arthropoda, Insecta, Hymenoptera, Colletidae.
GACGUAUAUGCGUGCUCUCGUCCGUAAAGUGGACGAGUAGAUAAUAAGCGUGAAAUAAUUCACGAUACCGAAUAAAAAUCGAGAGUACGCAUAUACAGAGAAUUCGCACAAUUGAAGAAGCGUGUGGAGCGACGACAAAAGUGCGAAGAAAAAAAAAGAGGGAGGAAGGGAGGAAGUUAGUGUGUACAAGAGGUCUUUUUUACGGUUUUUUGAGAGAUCCUGCGAAGAUAUACGUGUUGGCCAGACCUGGCGAUACAGCACGAAGCAUCGUGUAACCUCAAGUGUACGUUAAUCGCGAGAAAUUUACGUUGCGUUUCAUUCUGCUGUAAAGACUAGGGAGUGUACGCGACCCUUUGAGGACGCGUUGUCGAUCAUUGUUACAGUGGAAGCUUUAGAAAAUGGCCGACAAUUGGACACAGAACGUUGUUUGCCGUUAUUUCAAAAAUGGUAUGUGCCGUAAAGGGAAUAAUUGCAGGUAUCGCCAUACCCAAGGAGUUAGAAACGACGGAAGUACCAAUGAAACAGUAAUAUCUUUGCCUGUUUCACCUGCUAACACAGUCUGUCGCUUUUUCAAGCAUGGGAUCUGUAAAUUUGGGAACCAUUGCCAUUUUCGUCACACUGCUGAAACUGCCGAUAAUAAUUCAGUGAACGCAGAUUCACCAGAUAAUUCUUUACCAGAGCAACACGCUUCAAGUACUUCAACCUCGACAACAAUAAAGAAUGCUAAAGAAAAUGCCCAUGUAGCUGAAGAAUGGGUAAAGGCACCCGAAUUCGUACCCUCAUCCAUUGCUGGUUCGUCCACAGCAAACGAAGCCUCCGCUACUUCGGGAACAUCUACGACCUCAUCGCUGCCAAUAUCUUAUGCUCAAGCUUUAAGUCCAUUUGGUCAGGCAUCCAGUCCAUCUUUAGAACCUUUAUGCCCAUAUGCAGCGGCAACUGGAAUUUGUAAAAUACGUAACUGUACAUACUUACACGGACAUAUUUGCGAUUUAUGCAAUCGUGCCGCAUUACAUCCACAUAACGAAGAUCUUCGAAAGAAACAUACAAAUGCAUGCGUUAAACAGCACGAAGUAGACAUGGAGCUUUCCUUUGCUAUUCAGCGUAGUAGAGAAAAGUCUUGUGGAGUUUGCUUUGAAAUAGUAAUGGAGAAAACAUCUGGAGAACAGAGAUUUGGUAUUUUACCGAAUUGCAAUCAUUGCUUUUGUAUAAGUUGCAUUAGAAAAUGGAGAAAAGCUAAACAAUUUGACAAUAAAAUUAUUAGAGCUUGUCCAGAAUGCCGUGUCAGCUCUGAUUUUGUAUGUCCGAGUAUGUAUUGGGUAGAUACAAAGGAAGAGAAAGAAAAAUUAAUAAUGGACUACAAAUGUGCAUUGAGCACCAAAGAUUGUAAAUAUUUCAAUAAGGGACGUGGUAAAUGUCCUUUUGGUAACAAGUGCUUCUAUCUACACGCACUACCCGAUGGCACUAAGACAGAUGUUGGUCCACCUGUUCGUCAACGACGUAACGCUGAUUCGGAUAUUGAUAUCUUUCAUCAAUUAAUUUUGUGGAACUUCCUCGACGACAGAAAUGACCGUUGGAUAUACGAUGUAGAUCUUGAAGAUGUUCCCUUUUUCUCAGAUUCAGAAGACUCUGAUUGGUCUGAAUAUGAAUUUUCUUUUGAGUAAAAUUAUAUUAAUUCAGUAAUCAUUACUGCUAUUGCUGUUAUCUGUAUUAUCUAUCUCAUCCACCACUUAUGCGUGGUUUCAGUGGCUGAAUAGACAAGUAGUUUAUGAAUUGUUUGAAUGGUUAUGGUUCAGAGGUGUCUUGGCUAUGCUGUGUGCUUUGCUUGGUGAUGUUUACAUGGAAAAUGUGUAAACGGCAUCAGGUUAGUAAUUAGAAAAUAGCAGUAAUAAUAAGAGGAUUACAGUCGCAUGUACAAUAAUGACAAAGUUUUUAAUACUACACUGUCACUUUGUAAUCACCCUUUUUCGUGUAUCUUGACCAAUAUUCUUAUAACUAAUACUCAGUCAUAAGAAGUACACAUCAAAUCUAUUACAUCAGUGGUCCAAAUUAAUUCAAUGAAUAGAACAUAUAUCAGAACAUUUACAAUGGUGUUUUGCUAACAUACAAAUUUGGUUUAUUCACCGUCCUACGAUCACUCUUUUUAAAAAAUCAUGAGAAGGUAAAGAAAAGUUUUGUUCCGCGAUGCUAGAUUCGAUAAUAAAAUGAAUUUUCUUUAUUUUUCUGGUUAGAAUAAGUGUACUAUUAUCGUCCAAGUUUUUCAACGGAAUUCAUUUUAUAAAAACCUUUAUUAUCUUCAUUAACUUUUGGCACUAAACUUAACGCUCGAUUAAAAACUCGUUAAAUAAAGUGGAAAAUUACCAUCAUUUUCAUUAUAACCUAACUUUAGGCUUUUAGAAUUAACUUUAAUUUCGAUCGGAUACUUAUUCUGCAGGCAAAGAAAACCAAGUCUGGUAGUUAUUAUAUUUACUUGUUAUUCGACUUGGUAAAUAAAGAAGAAUUCAUGGGAAACAGUGUUUGAUUUACACGUUGCAAGAAACAGUAAAAUGUUACUUGUAAUAGUCAGGGGUGUAACAAGUAUUUGGUUAUCAGUGAUUCAUAUCGAAGAUACAAUUAACGAGUUUCGUCCUACCUCCUGUUACAGUUCUGUGAACAUUUAAAAAAAAAUUUCCUUAAAUUAUUCAACUGUAUAGUGUUAGUCUUUAAUUAAUAAGUUUAAGAUAUCCGUGAUAAAUGCGCAAAUCGAGUGUAUCGUGUAAUAAGUAUGGCUGUGUGAUCGUAUGAAAACUUGAUCGAAUGCUUGUUAUCCUAGAUAUAAAUGAAAGAAACGAUUUUUGGCGAAUAUGUGUUAACAGAUUCCACAUUUGAAAAGAAAUAACAAAUAAAAGUAUGUUACGAAGAUAGGUGAAAUUAAAGCAGUUUGUGAUUUUUAUCAUUUUUUUCUUUAUAUUUAUUAUGUUUAGAAAGUUUCGAUUACCACCUUUUCAGAAUUGAUAUACAUUAGAUCAUAAAGUCGUUUCGAAAUGUUUUGCGCUUAUUACUUUGAGUCUGUUGCUUUUAAUGAUAAGAAACAUUUUUCUUUUAAAGAGUCUACUUUCAGUGUUGCCUUGCAAAAACAGUCUAAUUAUACAGUUCGUUCAUAGAAAAGUUAUUCGAUAUUUUAUUGGACAAACUUUUCACAAUGCUGUAUGUAAGCUGUUAAUAUUUUCUAUAGGUUAUCUAUACUGUUAAUUUUGUAGAGGAUUGUUUUGAU